Debaryomyces hansenii CBS767 is the source of this 1092-nucleotide messenger RNA. RefSeq lists its product as uncharacterized. Lineage: Eukaryota; Fungi; Ascomycota; Pichiomycetes; Serinales; Debaryomycetaceae. The transcript has a single exon. Bases 1 to 1092 code for a protein of 363 amino acids. The record is from RefSeq and is a predicted model, not a curated record.
AUGUCUGACGAAACAAUUAGGAGCAAAAACAAUGAAGUGUCUGGUGAGAUGAGUGUUACGGAGAAGAAUAGCUUGACGGAGGCAACAAUAGAAAUAGGAAUUGACAAAGGUGACGACAAGAAGAUCAAAGAGGAUCAAACUGAGGAAGCUAGGCGAAUAGAUCAGGAGACAAAACCCGAGUUAAAGGAGGGCAUAGACUCAGGUUAUCGAACGAGUGAUAGUUUUGACGAUUUUGGAGCUGAUAAAGGUGUAGUUGCCGAAGACGAAGAUGAUGAUAGUGAUUUUGGAUCGUUUGAUGACGCUUCGUUUACAGAACUCGAGGAACCAGAAGAAAUAAAAGCAGUAGAAAAUACACAAGAAAACGUGUCAGAUGAAUAUGUACGCUUCAGUGAAGAAGUACUUAACAAUCCAACUCUAUUUGGAAAAAAGUUGCAUGAAACAAUGGAUAACAUAUUUACUGAUAUAAGCCAUAGUGAACACCCUAAUCAGGACCAGAAUUCUUUAUUGACGGAACGAUCAAGUGAAAUAUAUAAAGAAUUGUCUCAAAUACCUCAUUUACAACCUCCAAACUGGAUUAAGCUGAAUGUUCGUCAUAAUUUGUUGAUCAAAUUGGGUGUUCCAAUUAAUUUAGAUGAGAUAAAGAAAGAAAAUUUACUCCAAACUCCAAAGGUACCACGUAGAAAGUCUAUCAACGAAGAAGACAUAAAAUGGGAUGGAUUUGAUUUACCUGCCUUUGAAGACUUGAGCAUUUCAGUAGAUAAAAAGACAGACCUAUUGAAUAAAACCACAGAAAUCUUAUCAGUUAUUGAAACUGAUAAUUUAAAUAAUUCAUCGCAUCAGUUCUUAGAAUCCUCAAACACAGUGAGCUUGCAAGAGAAAUUGAAACAGUAUAAUGAUAAUUACGCUCAAUUAAUUGAAUUGAGUAGUGUUUGGAAUAAACAAUUGGAUGAUCAGAAGCAGAAUUACGAAGUUUAUGAAUCGGUUAUACAAAAUUUAAUUGGGUAUAGUCAAAAAUUGAAGAGAGAAGAAAUAUUGGCACAUUUGAAGAAUAUUAAGCUGAAAUCUAAGACUAAGAAAUCAUUUUGGAAAUAG